This is a messenger RNA of Platichthys flesus (European flounder), 2838 nucleotides long. It is a transcript of the gene rangap1b, whose product is annotated as Ran GTPase activating protein 1b. Gene Ontology annotation, biological process: nucleocytoplasmic transport; signal transduction; activation of GTPase activity. Lineage: Eukaryota; Metazoa; Chordata; Actinopteri; Pleuronectiformes; Pleuronectidae. Gene Ontology annotation, molecular function: small GTPase binding; GTPase activator activity. Gene Ontology annotation, cellular component: perinuclear region of cytoplasm; nucleus; cytosol. The coding region runs from base 57 to 1877 and encodes 606 amino acids. The transcript is spliced from 16 exons. The record is from RefSeq and is a predicted model, not a curated record.
CUAACAGCAGGUGGCGGUAGCUCCACUGUGGUUAUCGUGUCGCUGAUGUAAACACAAUGGACGAAGAAGAAGCUUUCGCAGCACGAUCGAUGACGUCAAGCAGUGUAGUAACCGGCGCGGAAGAAGAAGCGGCAGUAAUAAUGGCCUCAGACGACAUAGCACAGCUGGCUGAUGCUCUCGCCAAGACCCACGUCGGUGAUGGAGAGUUGAGCUACAAGGGCCUGGGACUGAAGCUGGACGACGCGGAGUCAGUGGAGGAGCUGGUCCGUGAGAUAGAGCAGUACCAGGGUCUGAGGGCUCUCCGCCUGGAGGGGAACACGUUCGGUGUGGAGGCAGCCCGAGCCAUCGCCAAGGCUUUGGAGAGCAAAGACCUUCUCCAGAGAUGUUACUGGAGCGACAUGUUCACCGCAAGGCUGCGGUCUGAAAUCCCAACAGCUCUGAGGUCACUAGGCAGUGCGUUGAUGAGCGCAGGGGCCAGGCUGACUGAGUUGGACCUGAGUGACAACGCUUUUGGGCCGGAUGGCGUGAAGGGAAUCGAGCAGCUGCUGAAGAGCCCUUCCUGCCACACCCUGAGGGAGCUGAGGCUCAACAACUGUGGCAUGGGCAUCGGAGGAGGAAAGAUCUUGGCUGAAGCUCUGAUCGACUGCCACAGACAGUCACUUGCCCACGGAGCUCAGUUUAAACUGAGAGUGUUCAUCGCUGGCAGGAAUCGCCUGGAGAAUGAAGGAGCCAGUGCCCUGGCCAAGGCUUUUCAGCUGAUUGGCAGCCUUGAGGAAGUCCACAUGCCCCAGAACGGCAUCAACCAUAAAGGUGUGAUGGCGUUAGCUUCAGCCAUGCGACACAACCCAGAGCUCUGUGUCCUCAACUUCAAUGACAACACCUUCACCAAGAGGGGAACACUAGCCAUGGUCCAGGCUCUGAGGCAUCUGAGACACGUCCAGGUGAUCAACUUCGGUGACUGUCUGGUUCGCUCUGAAGGAGCCAUCGCCCUUGCUGCAGUCUUGAGAGAGGGACUGCCGAUCCUCAGGGAGCUGAACUUGUCAUUUGGUGAGAUCACAGAGGCGGCGGCGCUGGUGGUGGCUCAGGCUGUCAUGGACAAAACUCACAUGGAGAAUGUGGAUCUGAACGGUAACUGUCUGGGCGAGGAAGGCUGUGAGGCUUUGAGAGAGACUAUGGAGAACAUGGACAAAGGAGACAUGCUGGCAUCACUCAGUGAUGAUGAGGGAGAACCUGAUGAGGACGAUGAUAAGGAGGAGGAGGAGGAGGAUGAUGAUGAGGAGGAUGAUGAGGAAGUGAGUGACGACAGUAAUGAAGACAAUGAGGACGAUGAGGAAAUUGUCAAGGAAAAUGGAGUGUCAAGAAAAGACAACAGUCCUCCAAAACUUCACAGCCCAGCAGAACUCACGUCUUUCCUCAGCUGCCCCAGUGUUGAGGAGCUUCUUCGGCUUGGAGAGGCGAGGACAAACCUGAUGCAACAGAUUGAUGUAUCUGACCCACAUGAGGCUGCUGAUGUCCUUCUGAAAAUUGCUUCUUUGUACUGCGAGGAACCAGAGACCAAGACAGCAGUUCUAGAAACUAUCGAUGAUGUGUUGAAAAAGCUCUUCGGUGGUUCAACCAUCCAGUCCUACUGCUUCCUGUCCACACUGCUGGUCAUGAUGGGACUCCUUAAGGGAGAGGGGAAGAUUAAAAAGGUGUCACUGGUCCCAGGCCAGCUGUUGUGUUUGGAGCAUGCGGUCCAGCAGCACUACUUCUCUCAGCAUCAUGCCCUGCUGCUUAACAACUUCAUGUCCAAGAAUAGCGACGCUCUCAAGUCCUGCAGUGCUGCCAGAGAGAAGCUGUGCUCUGCUCUGGAGAAGAGGUGCCACGACCAAUACUGAUCCCAGCCAUCCAUCAUUUCCACUUCUAACACACACUCACACACACUCACUCACACACACACACACACACACACACACACACACACACACACACACACACACACACACAGAAAACAAACCAACACAGGGAUGCUUUACACUUGAACAAGGGACUCUAACAACCACUGAUCUUCUUUGUAUAUUUUAUGAAGGCCUGACAAACACUGUCCAAAAUCUCUUUCUUUUUAUUUUUCUACUUAUGUUUGCGACUUAUAUUUUUCUAGAAAAUGUAGAUACAAAUAAUACGAAUAUAGAGAAUACAUCAGUUAACCGUGGGGUUUGAUGUGUUAAGGACAAGACAAACACAAUCUGUAAUCUUAACAAUUUAUUCGGCAAUAAACAGCUGACUUUGCUGUUUGUUUUGGUGAGGCCGGCUUUUCACGCUAUUUUGUUUGUCUUUUUUAUACGUUGCUUUUUUUAAACAUUACAUCGUGAAGUGUAAGAAGAACUUUUCGGACGCUCUGUCCAAUCACAAUCGCCACUCUGCUGCUCAAAGGUCCAGUCCAGUCCGAGCACUGUGAUGUGUGCAUCAGACUGUAAUGAGGCAAGGGCAGCACCACAUACCCGGCCAUGAACCUGAACACACUGUGUGUGUGUGUGUGUGUGCGCGUGCAUCGCCCUGCACUGAGCACAGUCGUUGCACUGUAGAGCUCAGGGGACCAGUUUUUACUUAUAGCCCUAAAAUGUGCUCUUAUGUAACUUUGCUGCACACACUGAGUUGUCUUACCUCAUAUAGCUGUUUAUGCCUUAGUGAUGUUAUGGGAGCAUUUAGGGGAAGUAGGAGGAGAAUGUAAUACAAUUGAAUGGCAUUUAGAUAAUUGUCUGAAUAACAUUGGACUGUGUGUAGGUUUAUAUUCUGUUGACCUGCUAUGAUGUUACAUUAAACGCUCUGUCUUAAAUAUAACAAAUCUAACAGGCCUGA